Molecule: messenger RNA, 779 nt
Organism: Coregonus clupeaformis (lake whitefish)
Lineage: Eukaryota; Metazoa; Chordata; Actinopteri; Salmoniformes; Salmonidae
Product: zinc-binding protein A33-like
Exons: 1
Molecular function (GO): protein binding
Source: RefSeq, a predicted model, not a curated record
GCUCUACCAGCUGAGCUACAGAGGACCACGUAUGCAAGUAUGCAAUGGAUGUGACUCUGGACCCUGAUAUGGCACAUCCCAAACUCAUCCUGUCUGAGGAUGGGAAACAAGUGAGACAUGAAGAUACACAACAUAAUAUUCCUGACAACCCAGGGAGGUUUUCCACAAGUCAUUGUGUCUUUGGAAAGAAAGGCUUCUCCUCAGCGAGAUUAUACAAUGAGGUGAUGGUUAAGGGGAAGACUAAGUGGACAUUAGGAGUCGCUAGAGAGUCCAUCAAUAGGAAGGGGACUAUGACCCUGAACCCUAAGAAUGGAUAAUGGACUGUCUGGCUGAGGAAUGAAAAUGAGUACAGGGCUCUCACUGACCCUGGUGUCCCCCUCUUCCUGAUAGAGAAGCCUCAGAAGGUGGGAGUGUUUGUGGAUUAUGAGGAGGGUCAGGUCUCCCUUUAUGAUGUGGAGGACAGUUCUCAUAUCUACUCUUACACUGGCUACACCUUCACAGAGAAACUGUAUCCAUACUUAUGCCCCAGUAAUAAUAUAAGUGGUGAAAACUCUGUCCCUCUGAUCAUCACUCCUGUCAAUCACCCAACAUGAUUUGUAAUGUCACAACUAAGUGUCAGUCUUGAAGAGACAGCAGUGUGAAACAUUUCUAUUUUAAAUGUCCUUAAUAAGAAACCUGCUAAUCUCUCUCUCUCUGUCACAUGAAAAGUUUGUUUCAAUUAAUCUUAAAUAGUGUUAUUAUAGAACAGUAGGAUUUAUUGUAUUUACAUGUGAUGCAGU